Diabrotica virgifera virgifera (western corn rootworm) is the source of this 506-nucleotide messenger RNA. RefSeq lists its product as uncharacterized. Lineage: Eukaryota; Metazoa; Arthropoda; Insecta; Coleoptera; Chrysomelidae. The record is from RefSeq and is a predicted model, not a curated record. Bases 67 to 438 code for a protein of 123 amino acids. The transcript is spliced from 3 exons.
UAAUUAAAUCAGCAAUUAACAAGUUUUAAUUCUAUAAUAUUAUAAUCGCAGCUCUCGAUUGAUACAAUGUUGAAAAUUAUAAUUUUCUUUUCCAGUGUGGUAGCACUUGGUACUGGUCUAAAGUGCUUUGAAGAUAUGUGUGAGGGUGACGAUUGCGAUAAUUCCAAUAUGCGCUUUUGGAAUAAUAUUACUGAAUGCAGCCAUGAAUUCAAUUAUGAUGCACCUGGAUGGUGCACAACAAUAGUAUUAAAAGAUUAUCAUGGACUAAACAGAGUUAUGAGGUCGUGUGCAAGAUUCUAUGGUGCAAACUGCCCCUAUGGUGCAAAAUGUGAUUACUGCAAUCUGGAUUUAUGUAAUUCAGCACCACCCACAAAUAUGAACAUUGUUGUUGUUAUCUCCACUAUUUUUUUAGUUCUGUUAUCAUUGUGUAAAUUUUAAACAAAGAAAUUUAUUAUAAUAUUUCAAAGAUAUUCUAAAAUACAGAAAUACUCAGUCUUGUUUUUUAA